Scheffersomyces stipitis CBS 6054 is the source of this 1125-nucleotide messenger RNA. RefSeq names its product Ptc8p (gene PTC8). Bases 1 to 1125 code for a protein of 374 amino acids. The transcript has a single exon. The record is from RefSeq and is a predicted model, not a curated record. NCBI's taxonomy places the organism in Eukaryota, Fungi, Ascomycota, Pichiomycetes, Serinales, Debaryomycetaceae.
AUGUUUGCCUCCUCCCUCGCAUCUCGUGCCGUUGCUGCAAAAAGAUUCAAGGGCUCAUCCUCCCUUUUCCAAGGAGCCAGAUCGUACUUCCUUUCCUUCGGCAAGGAGCGAAACCAGGAAAUGCUCGUCGACGACAUUAACCCCUUCAUCCGGUUCCCUGUCGUCACACCAGAACAGAUGAGGAAGAUCUCCAACGACAAGUUCAAGUUCGACUUUGCGUAUACGUCGUUUGCAUUUCACAGCUCGAGCUCAGUGCCUCAGAUCCACUCGUUGUCGGACUUGACCGAUCCCACGCUGUUGAACUCGUUGCUUCCCAAAAGAAGACCCCAGGGUUCGCCUGCGGAUACGCUUUCCAUCAAAGCUGGUGACGAUACCAUGUUGGUGUCGCCGACUGUACUUGCUGUGGCCGAUGGAGUCUCUGGAUGGGAGGACAAGUCCGAUGCGGACGCCGGCAUCUGGUCCCGUUCGAUGUUGGAGACGUUCUCGAGACUUAUGACCGAAUACAAGAUAAGCCAUUCUCCUCAUCACUUGAACAAGAGAGACAUCUCCGAGAUUCUCGACGACUCCUUCUUGCACACGUCACAUUUGAUGGAUUUGCAAAGGUUAGAAGGCUCUUCAACCUUGAUACUAGGCAUGCUAAGUGGAGACUUGCUUCAGAUGGUCAGCAUUGGAGACUCCAAACUCUACAUCAUCAGAGACGGCGAGAUCAUCAAAACAAACGAAGAGCAAAUGGUAACAGAUUUGUGUCCCCAGCAGAUCGGAACUCACACCUUGACUCAGUUGCCAUCGGAAGUUGCCUGGGUCGAAUCGAUUGAAUUGAAAGAAAACGAUCUUAUCGUCGUGUGUUCAGACGGUAUUUCCGACAAUCUUUAUGAAUGGGAGAUUGUGGAUUAUCUCGACCAGUUCUUGAACGGCAAAAAAGACAGCUUGAAGCGUGCAGUGAACAAACUUCUCUUGAAAGCCAAGGAAGUGAGUUUUGAUGACUACGCUUGCACUCCUUACAACCAGAAGGUGAAUUCUAUGUCUGGUAAACACGGCAAGCAGAACAGCGUAGGCGGAAAACUCGACGAUAUGUCGCUCUGUAUUGCCAGAGUGGUGCUCAAUAAAAGGGGAAAGUUAAAUUAA